AUGACAUUAAACUAUACGAGAAAUCCAUAUUGCGAUAACGGAAUAAAAAACGUGUCAAUAAAUUAUGUCAAAGCGGAGGGACCAAAUGAUACUCUUCACUACCUUUGGGAUUUCACGCAUAAGCCGACGUUAUUUUUAGCUAAAACCGAUCUCGAUACCAAUUUUCAUUUCGAUUGUAACGAUUUUAUCAACGGGUAUCCACAUUCGUUUAAUUUUACAAAAGUUCCUUCGUACGAAUUUUCACUCUUGUUCAAUAAGCUGAUAGAAUUCAAUGACGUCAACGAUACAGGUAUAUUAACGCCGGAUUCGAAAACUAUUACCUACGACAUGAAAAAUUUUCUGUGGGAAACGACGGGAAAAUUGAUAGGGGAUAAAAAUGGGAAAUUCGUUAAAAUCGUCAUGACGGGUUUCAAUCAUUCGGAUCCGAAUUAUAAUCUUAUGGGACGAGUCAUCACCGCUUUCGGUUUUGAAAAUCACGAUGUCGAACUUCCGAGACUUUUACAUUCUCCAAAUUCGACACAAAUAAAAAUAAUAUUAGACGAUUUAAAAUCGGAUUCCGGUUUUAACGAAAGUCGUCGAUUCGCAUUGGAAAUGUUACUCGUGAGUUCGAACGAGGACGAUGAUGACGACAUUAAAAAAAAUUCAUCCUCGAAAAUAAUAUUAAGGAAAAAUACGGAUGAUGAAAAUUCACCGGGAAUAUUUUCCAUGGUUGACGUCAUGACUCCGGGAUCAUUGAAUCAAAAACACAGAGGUGCUUUCUUACAAUGGCGUCCCAUCAUUUACGUCACGAAAAAUCCAAGCAUAACGAAUUCGUCGGAAAUCGUGGCGUAUAAUUUGGCAAACGUGUCACCAGAUUCCGAGAACGACGAUGAUUUGAUCGAUUCCCUACCCCUCAUUUAUCACGGUGAUGAUAUAAAAAAUUGUUUGAUCGAAAGGAUCGUCGUGUCUAUGGGUUCGUCACAAGAUGGAUUCUAUAAAAAGACUAAUUAUACUUCGUGGACUUUUUUAAUGAAUUAUGGAAGUCCGGAACAGGAAAAAUUUUCCCUAUUGGUCAUACUCGUCAUGUGCAUCGGUUUGGGAUUGCCUACAUUGCUCAUAAUAAUAGGAGGAUUAUACCUUUGCACGAAACCUCUUAGAAGAAAAAAGGACGAAUUGUCGUUGGAAAGAUGA
Molecule: messenger RNA, 1170 nt
Organism: Pediculus humanus corporis (human body louse)
Lineage: Eukaryota; Metazoa; Arthropoda; Insecta; Psocodea; Pediculidae
Exons: 6
Coding region: 1-1170 (389 amino acids)
Cellular component (GO): lysosome
Source: RefSeq, a predicted model, not a curated record